CUUCGUCCUCCUUCAUUCUCAUUGCUCCUCCAGUCUCGUCGGCCUCCCCCUCCCCCUCCCCCCCCUCCCGUCCACAGUCACGAUGAUGGUAGUGGUGUCGAGGAGGUUGUGAUAGCUCUGUAUGACUUCUACGGUCCUGAACCACAUGACCUGACUAUGACCAAGGGAGGAGAAUACGUCAUACUGGAGAAAUGUGACAUCAACUGGUACAAGGCCCGCAACAUAUACGGGAAGGAGGGCUACAUCCCCAGCAACUACGUGACAGAUAAAAAACUGGGGAACCUGGAACAGUAUGCCUGGUACAGUAAACAUGUCAACCGGAACAAAGCUGAGGAACUACUGAGGACAGAGGAUAAAGAGGGCGGGUUCAUGGUAAGAGACUCCAGUAAGCCAGGGACCUACACCGUCUCCCUGUACACCAAGUCAGCAGGGGAGGGAGGUGCAGCGAUCAGACAUUACCACAUCAAGGAGACCUCAGGCUGCCCCAGACAGUUCUACCUGGCUGAAAAACACCUGUUCACCUUGAUACCUGACCUCAUAGAGUACCACAACCACAACGCUGCAGGUCUGGUAGCCAGGUUGAGGUAUCCAGUAGGAAAGGAGAGAUUGGCUCCAUCCACAGCAGGCUUUAGCUACGAGAAGUGGGAGAUCAACCCUUGUGAGCUGACCUUCAUGAAGGAGCUGGGUAGUGGUCAGUUUGGGGUGGUGCGGCUGGGGAAAUGGAGAGCUCAGCACAAGGUAGCCAUCAAGGCUAUCAGAGAGGGAGCCAUGUACGAAGAGGACUUCAUAGAGGAAGCCAAGGUUAUGAUGCGUCUCUCCCAUCCCAAGCUGGUGCAGCUGUACGGAGUGUGUACCCAUCAGAAACCCAUCUACAUUGUGACUGAGUUCAUGGGACUGGGAUGUCUGCUCAAUUACAUCAGGCAGCGUCGGGACACCUUCAGCCUGGGGUCCUUACUGAGUAUCUGUCAGGACGUCUCAGAGGGGAUGGAACACCUGGAGGCACACGGCUUCAUACACAGAGACCUGGCAGCGAGGAACUGUCUGGUGAACGAUGCUCUGGUGGUGAAGGUAUCAGACUUUGGAAUGGCCAGGUAUGUACUAGAUGACCAGUACACUAGUUCAUCGGGAGCUAAGUUCCCAGUUAAGUGGUCUCCUCCUGAAGUCUUCAACUUCUGCAAGUACAGCAGCAAGUCGGACGUCUGGUCCUUCGGUGUGUUGAUGUGGGAGGUGUUUACAGAGGGGAAGAUGCCAUUUGAACACAACCCCAACCACAAGGUGGUGAUGAUGGUGUUAGAAGGACAUCGCCUCUACAGACCCAAGAAGGCCACGCCCAACAUCUAUGACAUCAUGCUGCGCUGCUGGCACGAGAGAGCGGAGGAGAGACCAUCGUUUUCUCAGAUCUCCAUCUUGAUCUCCGACGCUCUAGAAGUGGAUGGGUCCUCCUCCGCCUGAACCCACCAAUCAGAUCCUCUCCUCCGCCUGAACCCACCAAUCAGAUCCUCUCCUCCGCCUGAACCCACCAAUCAGAUCCUCUCCUCCGCCUGAACCCACCAAUCAGAUCCUCUCCUCCGCCUGAACCCACCAAUCAAAUCCUCUCCUCCGCCUGAACCCACCAAUCAAAUCGCAACCACCAGUCGGAUCUCGUCAGAUCCAGUGUUGAUGGAGGACUGCUUGCUUAAGGUUGCAAACAUUCCACUCCGCUCUCUGUACUGAUGGAUCUCUCGUGAUGGACGAUUACGGUGGAUUUUGUUAGACAGAAAGUUUGCGUCCAAAUACCAUAUACUGUUUCACCACUUCUUCAGACAGGAAACUGGACAGUCUUCUCAAAACGGACUGUAUAUGUUUUAUCUCCCCCCCCCCCCCCCCCCCCCACAGCCUCAAUUUGUCAGGGAAUGGACUCUACAUGGUGUCGAAAGCGUUCCACAGGGAUGCUGGCCCACGUUGACUCCCAAUGCUUCCCACCGUUGUGUCCAGUUGCCUGGAUGUCCUUUGGGUGGUGGACCAUUCUUGAUUCCAUACAGGAAACUGUUGAGCGUGAAAAACCCAGCAGCGAUGCAGUUCUUGACACAAACCGGUGCGCCUGGCACCUACUACCGUACCCCGUUCAUAGGCACUUAAAUCUUUUGCCUUACCGAUUUAACCUUUUUGAAUGGCUUGUAGACAAUCCAUGUCUCAAUUAUCACAAGACUAAAAAAUGUUUUAUCUUAAUCUCCUCUGUUCCAUCUAUACUGAUUGAAGUUGAUUUAACAAGUGACAUCACAGCUUUUCACCUGGUCAGUCUGUGAUGGGAAGGAGAUCCUUCAGAUCCGUCUAUUCAUCUUCUCAUUAUUUCACAUGUCCUCAAAAAAAACUGACUUGUACUGUGGACAGACAGGUACGUUUUUAUAUUUAUAAGGUAAAUGUAUGUGUUUAAUAGUACUGCAGAAGUUUGAAUGUAAUUACAAUAAAACGAAUGACAAUA
Salvelinus fontinalis (brook trout) is the source of this 2461-nucleotide messenger RNA. RefSeq names its product tyrosine-protein kinase Tec-like. The transcript is spliced from 13 exons. Lineage: Eukaryota; Metazoa; Chordata; Actinopteri; Salmoniformes; Salmonidae. The record is from RefSeq and is a predicted model, not a curated record. Gene Ontology annotation, molecular function: non-membrane spanning protein tyrosine kinase activity; protein binding; ATP binding. Gene Ontology annotation, biological process: B cell receptor signaling pathway; T cell receptor signaling pathway; peptidyl-tyrosine autophosphorylation. The annotation marks the transcript as partial.